Messenger RNA from Manis pentadactyla (Chinese pangolin), 923 nucleotides. It is a transcript of the gene FLYWCH2, whose product is annotated as FLYWCH family member 2. NCBI's taxonomy places the organism in Eukaryota, Metazoa, Chordata, Mammalia, Pholidota, Manidae. The record is from RefSeq and is a predicted model, not a curated record. Bases 337 to 771 code for a protein of 144 amino acids. The transcript has 4 exons.
CAUGCUCGCGCCUUGACCCCAGCUUGAGGUGACUGCCCAAGCCGAGGCGGGGACCCCAAGCUCGGAGGCUGAAGGACCCGCCGCCGCUCAUUUGCGGGAAAAGGAGGGCCCUGCUGCUGUCGCCGCCCGGCAGGUGACCGGCCGGAUGCCCAGGAGCCCUCGGUGACGGGAAUUCUCCAGCCACUUCACAGCCCUGUCUCUGCCCAGCGGAGACAGCCGCGGCUCAGGCACAAGGACGGAGACCCAGGACUGCGAGGUGCCUUGCCGGGGAAGAGGAGGAGAAACCCAUCGGCUGGGGCCUGAGUGGGGUCUGGGGGACGGGCCGUCGGUCUCGGAAUGCCCCUGCCCGAGCCCAGGGAGCAGGAGGGGGAGAGCGUGAGAGCCGUCCAGGAGCCUUCCCCCGAGUCCCCUGAGCCAGGCACAGAUGUGGUCCCUGCUGUCCCCACGAAGCCCAGAAAGUUCUCCAAACUGGUCCUGUUGACAGCUUCCAAAGACAGUGCCAAGGUGGCUGGGGCCAAGCGCAAGGGUGUGCACUGCAUUAUGUCCCUGGGGGUGCCCGGGCCUGCCACCCUCGCCAAAGCCCUCCUCAAGAUCCAUCCUGAGGCUGAGCGGGCCAUUGAGGCAGCCCCCCAGGGGCCUGAGCAGAAACGCAGGAAGGUGGACUCAGAUGGAAAGGAAGAUGGAAGGUUGGCAGGGUGGCCUGCCCCCAGUCCCAUGGUGGGUAGGGAGGAGCCCACCAAGGACCCCAUGGUGCCCACCGAGGCCCCGUAACCCCGACAACUGCAGCGUGUCCUCACUGGAUUAGUGAACUUGGCUGUGGCCCAGUCGCCAACUGACUUUCACUCUCAACAUGUAAAUAUUUUCAGAUUGAGCAUAAGUUACUUUUGUAAGCAGAAAAAAAAAUUAAAAAAAGAAUAAAAGUC